Molecule: messenger RNA, 903 nt
Organism: Cryptosporidium ubiquitum
Lineage: Eukaryota; Apicomplexa; Conoidasida; Eucoccidiorida; Cryptosporidiidae
Product: phosphoglycerate mutase
Exons: 1
Coding region: 1-903 (300 amino acids)
Biological process (GO): positive regulation of mitochondrial fission
Cellular component (GO): mitochondrion
Source: RefSeq, a predicted model, not a curated record
AUGUUAACAUGUGUUUUUAGUUCCCUUAAAAACUGUUCAUAUUUAAUUAGAAUAAAUGAUUUUCAAAUGAAAAAACAAGGAGUGAAUCUGUUUUUUUUCUCAAAUAAAAAAACAUUUGUUUCAUCUAAGAUAUGCAGAUUUGUAAAGUUUUCCACAUCAACAAUACUUUUAAGUAGCCUAAUGACAAUUUACUCUUUUAUGAAUUUUGGUUACUACCUGAAAGAUUCUAUCAAUUGGAAUCCAAAUUGGGACGGGGAUAAUAAACUUAAGCAAGAAAACAGCGGAAAUGGUAAAGCCAUAGGUGGCGAAAAUACCCGUAGAUGGCACCAAAAUAUACUAGUUAGACAUGGCCAAUACAUUAUUCCUGCUAUAAAAGAUGAAGAGAAAGUUCUAACUGAUAUUGGAAGGGAACAAGCCAAUGAAACAGGUAAAUAUCUUUCACAACAAUAUAGAAACAAGGUGAAUGCAAUUUAUCACUCUAACUUAACGAGGGCUAGGGAAACAGCAAUAAUCAUCUCAAAGUACUUCCCUGGAGUCAAGCUAGUCGAGGAUUCUAAUUUGGCGGAAGGUGUUCCAAUUGCCCCAAGUCCUUCCGUCAGCGGAUUUAAACCGACAACAGAAGAGAUUGUUAGUGAUAAGGAAAGAAUAGAUAACGCAUUUAAUACAUAUUUUUCAAAAAAAGGAAAGUCAUUUGACGAAAAAGUGGACAUUAUUGUUUGCCAUGGCAAUGUAAUUCGGUACAUGUUUUGUAAAGGGCUGCAAUACCCCACAAGUGGCUGGUUGAGACUAAACCAUUUGAACUGUGGCGUAACGAGAAUGUCCAUCUCUACUGAUAGUCUCGUUAUUUGUAGUGGUUUAGGGGAUGGGGGGCAUCUGAGCCCGAAUAUUCAUACAUACAACUAG